UGAGUGUUCCGUGAAAACCGAAUUUGAUACUUAUAUUUACUUAAUUGUCAAAAAGCUCUGCAGAUUUUUGAAGAAUUAUAGUUUGUUUUUUUAUUUCUUUAAAUUAAUUUUCAUUAUAUAAGGAUUAUUAUAAUUUUUAUAAUAUGUAGUUAGUGUUAGUUUUUAUAUAUAAUUGUAUUUUUUUUUGUAGUGAUAGUGUUUAUUGCUGUAAAUAUACUUAAGUUACCUGUAUUGGCUAGCAUUUAUGAACGCAUCUAUAGACUCUGGGGAGACAACGGCCAGUGGAUACCCUUAAACCCCCUAAGGUAUAGGUUGACUCUUCAUCUACUGCCUUAAGUAGAACUUUGUUCAAUUCUGUGCAUAAUUAACCUACCUAUCUUUUGAGACUGGAUUCAUACCUAAUAUACUAGACAUUGAACAUAAUUUUUUAGAAUGGAAGAUGUCAGAAGAUGACAUAAAUGAUUAUGUACCAUCAUUUCUAAAUCCCAGAGUUGUAAAAAAGGAAGCAGCAAAUAUCAACCUUACGCAGAAUUCUGUGAUCAGUCGCUGUUCCUUGUCAUUGAAAAGGAAUAAAGAAUUAUCAAAAUGUAUGACAAGAUUUCACAACAAGUCUUUACCAAAGAACAAAGAAAAUUCACAAAAUUUACAAAAUUUUAUUGGAUGUACAGUAGUAAGAUCAGCUAAGAAUUUGAAUAGAUGCAAUAAUGAAGAUAUUGAGAGUAUUGAAGUUUCAGCUAUUCAAGAUUUGAAUACUCUAAAAAAUAUCAGUGAUUCAAGUAACGUAACUCUAGAUAUUGGCACACUGCUGUCAAAUAAUAUUAAUGAAAAAAUAAAUAAUGAAUCUCUUAUCUCAGUUUCCUCAGCCACUGACUUAAAAGAAUCUCAAACAAGGUCAGAAAGCAAUACUACUGUACUUUAUGAGUAUAACAAUCCUAUUGUUAAUGUAUCAUUUGGUGUAACAAACUGCAAAUGUGUUGAAGUCAGUACAAAUAAUAGUAAUAUCAAGAGAAUUGUGGUAACACAUGACAAUAAUGACACUAAAGUUGAUUGUGAAGUUAUUGAAAAUUCUCAAUUAUCUCUUGAAACUGAUUUGGACGAAAAUAAGAUUGAAACUCUUUUACCUAGUCCACCGAAAAAGCUUGCCGUAACUGUCAACUUAGACAUUAAAAAGAAUAUAAUGUCACGUGACACAGAAGAGAACUCAAAAGUUCUUAUUUUAAAUACUGAUGCCAUUGAGAAACUGUCUCAUGUCAUUGUUCAACCACCAAAUUACAAAUUAGUGAAACGGAAAAUUUUGGAUCCCAGGAAAUUUCUAAACAGUGUCAAAAAAAAACCUGUCUUAAGAUCUACUAUAAAGAAUGGAAAAACUGUGAGCAAAGGUCAUUUGAGAUAUAAACCAAUUGAAUCUUAUUUCAAUAAGGCAGAUAUUUUGAGAACAAAUAAAAUAUCUGAAAGUAGAACUGCUACAAUACCUUUUCAUCGCAUUGAUAUUGGUGACAGUUUAAUUCGUAAUGAAGCGCAAGACAUGAGCAAGACUUUAGGUGACAUUGACGUCGGUAAAUUCGAUCGAGGAAAGUCUUGCAAAAGCAAGAAGGAUAAUGAAUCUCCAAGAUCAGUUAGAGUAACGUCUUCCAGAAGGGAAAAUGAAUCUCCUAAAGGACAAGCUAUUAAAACAUGUAAUUCUGAUGCACCACGUGUACCAUCACCCAAAGAAAGAGACAGUAUGAGUUUGCACUCUCCAAGAAAAACUGUAGAAUCACUACAGUUCAGUUUACCUUCAAAAACGAAGUCUAAUAAAACAUCAGUAGUAUCUAGAAGUAUCCCACAUCAUAAAAUUGUUGCAGGAACACAUUUUGCUGUAGAUGCAUUUUCAUAUGGAGAAAUACCUAACGUUAAACAUUAUUUCUUAACUCAUUUCCACUCGGAUCAUUAUUCUGGCCUCAAGAAAAGCUUUAAUAAAUUAUUGUUCUGUUCUAAAAUAACUGCGGAUUUAUGCAUAUCACGAUUGGGUGUUAGUCCAAAAUAUAUUCAUGUUAUAAAUCCUGGUGAGACUAUACGCGUGGAAAGUGUUGAAGUGACAGUCUUGGAUGCUAACCAUUGUCCUGGAGCUAUUAUGUUAGUGUUCACAUUACCCAAUGGGAAGACGCUGUUACACUGUGGAGACUUUAGGGCGUGUCCAGCUAUGGAGUCAUACCCCAUAUUUUGGAAUAAAGACAUUCAUACGAUAUAUCUAGACACCACUUACUGCAAUCCUCGGUAUAACUUCCCCACACAAGAUCAAAGUUUGGAGAUGGCUGUAAACUUGUUGCGCCAGAAGAAACUGGCACUCGAGAAGGACGGGAAGUCGUUUUCGUCUGUUCUUAUUGUCUGCGGCACUUAUACUAUAGGCAAAGAAAAGUUUUUCUUGGGCAUGGCAAAGCGAGUUGGAUGUUCAGUGUGGGCGUUCCCCGAGAAGGACCGGGUGCUGCAAGCUGUAGAAGGACGCAGUUUUAGCCAAUCGCCCCCACAAUCCUGCCAGUUACAUGUUUUAGCUAUGCGCGACUUGACACAUGAGAAACUACGAAGUCACUUAGAUAGUCUUCAAGGUGCAUUUACUGAAGUGGUGGCAUUUAAGCCCAGCGGCUGGGAGAACAGCAAGAACUCUACAGUCGAGAAAGAUAUGGUCACAAUUCAUGGUAUACCGUACAGUGAACAUUCUAGUUUCUCGGAAAUGAUACGUUUCGUAAAAUUCUUAAUGCCAAAGCAAGUGGUGCCUACUGUCGAUAUUUCUGGAGGAAUUAAAGCGGUGCAGAAAUAUUUUCCCUGUCCAUUGAUUUACAAAGAUGACCCCCAAUCUCAGAGCAAAGUGACAGAUUUCUUCAGCAUACAGAGCAAACAACGGGUUUCUGCUGUCACUUGAAUAUACAAUAAACUGCAUACUUUUAUUAUAAGCUGCUAUUGCGUGACUGUGAUGUAACUAUUUUUUGAUAAUUUUGAAUAUUAUAUUGAUCGUUGUAUAAUAAAAAUUGUUGAAACUA
This is a messenger RNA of Galleria mellonella (greater wax moth), 3017 nucleotides long. RefSeq names its product DNA cross-link repair 1A protein (gene Snm1). Gene Ontology annotation, molecular function: damaged DNA binding; 5'-3' DNA exonuclease activity. The transcript is spliced from 13 exons. The record is from RefSeq and is a predicted model, not a curated record. Gene Ontology annotation, biological process: interstrand cross-link repair; double-strand break repair via nonhomologous end joining; protection from non-homologous end joining at telomere. The coding region runs from base 440 to 2899 and encodes 819 amino acids. Lineage: Eukaryota; Metazoa; Arthropoda; Insecta; Lepidoptera; Pyralidae.